CAUUGAACUGCGACGCUGUGGAUUUUCCCUGAGACGGAGAAGAAAGCCUUACAUUUUACCUUAAGGUUUUGUCAGGAUUUAUUUACUGUAACGUGCACUGAACCUCACGUUAUUGAUAUAUUGCGACGGUCUAACCUGCUAUCAGGUUGCUCGUCGCAAUUGAUUGAUUUCCAGGUCGUGAAAAUCUGAACAUUUAAAAAAUCUCUUAAAUAUUAUAACUUAAGUUUAAAAAGACUUAAGUGGAAGGCGUUACCUCUCAGUUAGAUUAUCAUGUUUAAUAGCAUAGUUACCUUUUGUCGUAUUUAAUUGUAUGCACUUUUGAGGAUGUACUAGGGACCAGCAUACAGACAAUCAAUCUAUGUCUCUCUCCCAAAAAGAAAUGCCCCUACAACUUAUUGAAGGGAUGUCCAGCAGGAAGCGAAGACCUAACUGGACAGAUCAUGAGUGUCUUCUUCUUGCUCAGUUAAUGCAGGAGAAGAAAGAUAUAAUCAGAGGCAAGUGCAGCACUGGAAUUUCAAUACAGGAUAAAAGACAAGCCUGGGAGGAAAUAGCCCAAGCCAUCAACAAUGUCUUUCCACAGAUUCAGCGUACAGUAUCUGACUGUAACAAAAAGUGGGAAAAUCUGAUGGCAAAGUCUAGGGAGGAGAUAAAACGACAGAGGAGACAAGCAAUCACAGAAGGCCUGUCUCUUGAGCAGUUCAGUACUGUGACUCAGGUAGUCAUUUCUGUGAUGAACCUCUCAGACAUGCUGCAACAGGAUAAAGAAGACUCUUCAAUCUCAGAGUUGGUGGAAAGUCAACAAAACAACUGUGAUGACGAUGGAAAUGACGGCUCAAUAGAUGAAAGAUUCUGCAGAAAACAUCCACUGAGAGAGCUUGAGGUCCCUGCAUAUCCAGAUCCAUCCAAUUCUCCAGCAGAACAAAAAAUGACGGUUUUUGCGAACAUCCCAAAAUCACUUGCGGUGCAUUUUAGUACUCCUCGUGCUGCUUGUUUUGCUGCUUCUACAGAACACCUUGACACCCCCAGCUCUUCUUCUCCACCUUCAGUACACUGCACAACUUUGCAAGAGCGAUUGGAUUUGGAAAUGUCUGUGCUGAGAAGACAAGAGGCAGUGCUCAAGCUGCAGGAGGAAUAUUACACGCUAAAAAUUAAGAUGAUGAAAAAGAAAGUAGACGAUCCACUUUCAAAAGACUGAAGUAUCUGUAAAGAACGACCUGUUGCACCUCUGACUUGUGCCUGCUGUGAAAUAUGUACAAUUAUGUGAACAAUUUGUUUGUUUUUUGUGAUAACAUUUGUAUUAUUAUUUAAACUGAAGAGCUGUAGACGAACAAACAGCAAUGCAGCAGUGAAUAAAAGUAAUAAAAACAAAA
This is a messenger RNA of Cottoperca gobio, 1370 nucleotides long. RefSeq names its product myb-related transcription factor, partner of profilin-like. NCBI's taxonomy places the organism in Eukaryota, Metazoa, Chordata, Actinopteri, Perciformes, Bovichtidae. The record is from RefSeq and is a predicted model, not a curated record. The coding region runs from base 359 to 1195 and encodes 278 amino acids. The transcript is spliced from 3 exons.